This is a messenger RNA of Phycomyces blakesleeanus NRRL 1555(-), 981 nucleotides long. RefSeq lists its product as hypothetical. NCBI's taxonomy places the organism in Eukaryota, Fungi, Mucoromycota, Mucoromycetes, Mucorales, Phycomycetaceae. Bases 1 to 981 code for a protein of 326 amino acids. The record is from RefSeq and is a predicted model, not a curated record. The transcript has a single exon.
AUGAGCCUCUCAAGCGUCUCUCCUUUUCCAAUCCAACAAAAGAAAAAGAGUACGCUUGAUGACCUUGAAGAUCUUGUCAAGCGUCUCAACGUACACAUCGACACGCUCGACUCUCACAUUUCCAAACCUUCAGAUGAACUCGAUCCUUGGGCAACCCACGUCCCUACCCACUAUGCAGCACUACUAGACCGACUCCAGGUUUCUUGUUCAUGCACACACAAAAGACCUCCUUGUUCUUCCAAUGUCGUUCCGGCCAAAGACGUCCCAUGGCUUGAUCCAAUAGAGCCUUUCCAGGACAAAAAACCGGAAGACCCACUCAGACGCCAAUAUGCACAUUGGUGUACCCUGUUGAGGUGCUUGCCAUUUCUGGAUUCUAAAGCUCAAGAACAGGUACGCACAGUUGGAGUACACGGUAUGCGCGAAAUCCUAAAGUACAAGGGAGCCGGCGGGUUUUCCAAUGAAGUAUCGUACUUUGAUAAACACACGACAAAAAUAGCAACACCAGCAGCAGGCGAGCAAGAGGGAAAUGGAGAUAGAAGAGGAGAAGAAGAAGGGUAUGAUUCUGGACGACUUCGGGAUUCAAUGUGCUUUCCAAAAAAUACCACAGCAAAAAAUAAUUAUAGUAAUAGUAAUCACAGGGUUUCCGAGCGUAUGAUGAAUGAAUAUCCCAGAAGCGCCUCAAGUUUGAUGAGUAAACUUAAUGGGUCGACUACAUUGAGUAUACUCCAUGAAUCCGACAACACAUUAUAUAAGAUGAACUUGUCGAAUGGACUGAGUCGAUCAGGUGGAUUGUACAGACCUAAUGGCAGUGGUGGCUCUGGAUCAUUGGGAUCUAAAAUGUCUCCAUUGACGCAAUCUUCAGUGGAAUCUUUGUGUGUACGGAAACCAACCUUCAAAGGGUGGUUGAAGCGUAAGAAUAACUCUACAAAAAGACUGUCUCAUUCAAGUACUCUUGAUAAAUUAACCGGUUGGUUUAAAUGA